CAUUUUUUCGUUUUUCAUUCUCAACAUGGUUCUUCUCACUUUUGGUAUCAUUAACCCUUCAUUCAUCAGGGAUCAAUUCCGCCCAAAUGACCUUGAUCAACCAAUGCAACUACACGGUGUGGCCAGCUUUGAGCAGUAACGUCAGUCUUUCAACGACGGGGUUCGUUUUGCCAAGCGGCGAAAAUUCGAGCGUCAAUGUACCCGUGAAUUGGGUGGGUCGAAUCUGGGGCCGUACACUCUGCACCACCGACUCGGUUACCAGAAAAUUCUCUUGUGCUACCGGCGACUGCAGUUCUGGCAAGAUAGCAUGUAAUGGAAGACAAGGGUCUCCACCGAACACGCUGGUGGAGUUCAGUUUAGACAUCAACGAUACUGACUAUUAUGACGUGAGCUUGGUGGACGGGUUCAACGUGCCGGUGAUUGUUGUUCCCAUAAGUAGUUAUGGGGCAACUGUGAGUAGGGCUGGGCAUAAAUAAUUGUACUGAACUGAACUACCAAAAACUGUAUUGAACUAAAAAACAGUUCGUAUGAACUGCACUGAACUGAAAAACAGUUUAGACGAACUGAACUGUUUUUCUGAAAAAUAAACUGGAUUGAACUGCACUGUACUGAACUGCACUGCACUAUAAUAUGAACUGUACUGAACUGUUAUAAAUUGAACUGUUAUAAA
Messenger RNA from Vigna unguiculata (cowpea), 670 nucleotides. RefSeq lists its product as uncharacterized. NCBI's taxonomy places the organism in Eukaryota, Viridiplantae, Streptophyta, Magnoliopsida, Fabales, Fabaceae. The record is from RefSeq and is a predicted model, not a curated record.